GACAUCACGCCCCUGCAGGUGGUUCUGCCCAACACCGCCCUCCAUCUCAAGGCAUUGCUGGAUUUUGAGGACAAGGAUGGAGACAAAGUGGUGGCAGGAGACGAGUGGCUCUUUGAAGGACCUGGCACAUACAUCCCCCAGAAAGAGGUGGAAGUCGUGGAGAUCAUUCAGGCCACGGUCAUCAGGCAGAACCAGGCCCUGCGGCUCAGGGCCCGCAAGGAGUGCCGGGACCGGGACGGCAAGGAGAGGGUGACAGGAGAAGAAUGGCUGGUCACCUCUGUGGGGGCAUAUCUCCCAGCAGUGUUUGAGGAGGUUCUGGAUUUGGUGGAUGCCGUGAUCCUUACAGAAAAGACAGCCCUGCACCUCCGAGCUCGGCAGAACUUCCGAGACACGAGGGGAGUGGCCCGCCGCACGGGGGAGGAAUGGCUGGUAACCGUGCGGGACACGGAGGCCCAUGUGCCAGAUGUCCAUGAGGAGGUGCGGGGGGUCGUGCCCAUUACCACCCUGGGCCCCCGCAACUACUGCGUGAUCCUCGACCCAGUCGGACCAGAUGGCAGGAACCAGCUGGGGCAAAAGCUCGUGGUCAAGGGAGAGAAGUCUUUCUUCCUCCAGCCAGGGGAGAGGCUGGAACGAGGCAUCCAGAAUGUAUAUGUGCUAUCGGAGCAGCAGGGACUGCUGCUGAGGGCCCUGCAGCCCCUGGAGGAGGGGGAGGACAAGGAGAAGGUCUCAUGCCAGGCUGGGGACCGCUGGCUCAUCCGCGGGCCCCUGGAGUAUGUGCCGUCUGCCAAGGUGGAGGUGGUGGAAGAGCGACAGGCCAUCCCUCUGGACGAGAACGAGGGCAUCUAUGUGCAGGACGUCAAGACCGGCAGGGUGCGCUCUGUGAUUGGGAGCACCUACAUGCUGACCCAGGACGAGGUCCUGUGGGAGAAGGAGCUGCCCCCAGGGGUGGAGGAGCUACUGAAUAAGGCGCAGGACCCUCUGGCCGACCGGGGUGAGAACAGCACACGCAAGAGCCUGCAGCCCUCAGCUCCCCGGAACAAGACCCGCGUGGUCAGCUACCGUGUCCCCCACAACGCCGCUGUGCAGGUGUACGACUACAGAGAGAAGAGAGCUCGCGUGGUCUUUGGACCCGAGCUGGUGUCUCUGGGUCCCGAGGAGCAGUUCACAGUGUUAUCCCUCUCGGCCGGGCGGCCCAAGCGUCCCCAUGCCCGCCGUGCACUCUGCCUGCUGCUCGGACCAGACUUCUUCACAGACGUCAUCACCAUCGAGACAGCAGACCAUGCCAGGCUGCAGCUGCAGCUCGCCUACAACUGGCACUUUGAGGUGAGUGACCGGAGGGACCCCCAAGAGGCGGCCAAGCUCUUCUCAGUGCCUGACUUCGUGGGUGAUGCCUGCAAGGCCAUCGCAUCCCGGGUGCGGGGGGCCGUGGCAUCCGUCACCUUUGAUGACUUCCAUAAGAAUUCAGCCCGCAUCAUCCGCACAGCCGUCUUUGGCUUUGAGACCUCAGAAGCCAAGAGCACUGAUGGCACCGGCCUGCUCAAGCCCCGGGACCAGGCCAUCUUCCCCCAAAAUGGGCUGGUGGUCAGCAGCGUGGAUGUGCAGUCAGUCGAGCCUGUGGACCAGAGGACCCGGGAUGCCCUGCAGCGCAGCGUCCAGCUGGCCAUCGAGAUCACCACCAACUCCCAGGAGGCAGCAGCCAAGCACGAGGCUCAGAGGCUCGAGCAGGAAGCCCGUGGCCGGCUCGAGAGGCAGAAGAUCUUGGACCAAUCGGAGGCUGAGAAGGCUCGUAGGGAGCUCUUGGAGCUGGAGGCUCUGAGCAUGGUUGUGGAGAGCACCGGGACUGCCAAGGCAGAGGCCGAGUCCCGUGCAGAGGCGGCGCGGAUUGAGGGAGAAGGCUCCGUGCUACAGGCCAAGCUGAAAGCACAGGCCUUGGCCAUCGAAACGGAGGCUGAGCUCCAGCGGGUACAGAAAGUACGAGAGCUGGAGCUGGUCUAUGCCCGGGCCCAGCUGGAGCUGGAGGUGAGCAAGGCCCAGCAGCUGGCUGAGGUGGAGGUGAAGAAGUUCACACAGAUGACAGAGGCUCUGGGCCCCAGCACCAUCAGGGACCUUGCUGUGGCUGGGCCAGAGAUGCAGGUAAAACUGCUGCAGUCCCUGGGCCUGAAAUCAACCCUCAUCACCGACGGCUCCACUCCCAUCAACCUCUUCCACACAGCCAUGGGGCUGCUGGGGCUAGGGUCUGAGGCUCAGCCUGCAGCCAGGAAGGCAGCUGGCAUGCCCGCUCCCCAGGGGGGCUUGCCUCUCCAGUCCCUUCCUGUCCCUCAGUCUCCUGGAAGCAACCAGAUUGUGCCUUAGCUCUCUACUGCACUGGCCACUGGCAAAUAAAACUGACGUUUCUGGGCAUUUAAA
Messenger RNA from Galeopterus variegatus (Sunda flying lemur), 2406 nucleotides. It is a transcript of the gene MVP, whose product is annotated as major vault protein. Gene Ontology annotation, cellular component: cytoplasm; nucleus. The record is from RefSeq and is a predicted model, not a curated record. The annotation marks the transcript as partial. NCBI's taxonomy places the organism in Eukaryota, Metazoa, Chordata, Mammalia, Dermoptera, Cynocephalidae. The transcript has 12 exons.